AAUAAAAUACUUUGCUUUAUCGAAAUGUACGAGGGGCCUUGGAGGCACCAUAAUGUCCCUGGUAAUGUUGUCAACUUUGACCUUUAAAUCACAUGUUUUCGGGGAUUUCCCCUUCCACAUCUCUAUCAAGGAUUGAAUCAUGCUUAAAUCAAAACUGGCACUACUUUCAAGUUUACUUUGUACAGUGUUAACAGAACUCUUCUUCGUUGUCUGCUGUGUUCACACAACAAAUACCUUCCUGCAUGAACGUUUGGCAUACCUCUGACAUCUGAGCAGUCCAAGUCCCAUCUAUUUCUGUCCCAGUUUCUGUGUGAGGUUUGGACCGCUUACACUUACUUGCCGACACCAAUGUAGGCCUGAAAUGGUUGUUUAGAACAGGCUGGUUUACGUUUUCCAGUCAUUCUCCUCAUGGACCUGUAUGAAAUCAGAGUGGAAAGACUUGGGACUAUUGCAGAAGAAGCUGAGCACCAGGGUCUGAGCAGAGAGUCAACCACAAUGGACAGAGGAGGGAGGACAACCAGAGACGUUUCCACCUUCCAGCGGUUUUCUGUUGAUACAAAUGAGUCCCUUCACUUUGAGCCCUGUGAGGAUAACCCUCCAUCUCCCACUGGUGCAGAGGAUGGAAAUGAUGAAGAUGACGUAUUUAAGGACGAAGGAGCAGAGAGUGAAAUUGUCACAAUCAGGAAUCGGUUACAAGGAAAGGUUGCUGAGAUGGAGAGCUUUGCAGGUCACCUGGAGGAAAUCUUUCUCACUGUGGAGGAGAAUUUUGGCCGUCAGGAGCAGCACUUGGAGCAGCACUACAACGACGUGCUGCAGACGUUGUCUCAGAGAUGUGAUGAGAGAGCUGCUGGACUAGAGGAGGAGAAGAAGGGGAAGCUGGAGGCCCUGUACAGGCAGCUGCUGGCUUGUGGCCACGCAAUGGAUGCUUCCAAGGAGCUCAUCGAGAAGGCCCAGGAGAUCUACCGCUGCAACGACAAGAGGCUUUUCCUGAAGACAGUCAUGCCCACCAUUGAAAGAAUCGAGGAGUUUGCCAAAGAGGAGACGGACCUCGCUUUGAAAACACAUCUGGAAUUUAACAUACCGCAGGCUGACCUGUCUGAUGUUAAAACCAUGAUGGACUCUAUCAACGUGGUUCCAGCUCCAUCUGCCCCAGUGAUCAACCCUCAGAUGGCUAACUCUGCUACCCAGACAUCGCUGCGUGUCUGCUGGAGCCUGUUCUCAGACGACACUGUGGAGUACUACGAGCUUUACUACAGACCAGUGCUGGAGGACACACCAGCAGACAGCACCUGUGCAGCACAUGAGAGCAAAGUAAAAGUGAAAGAGACCCACUGCACUGUGACCAAUCUGCUGCCCAAUGCUCAGUAUGAACUCUGGGUGACGGCUACAAACACUACAGGGAUCAGCCCGGCAAGCGAGAAGGCCUUAUACAUGACAGUGCCAUCACCUCCAGUGAUCAAGCAGAGGGAGUGCACCAGCUGCCCAGAGGCCACUCUGAUCCGCUGGGAGUCAGGAAACACCAACCCUGUGGACUCUUACAUCGUGGAGCUCAGCGAGAUGGGUACCGAUGGCACACAGAGCGGCGUUACAGAGUCUAUAGUAGCUGUGCCCACCUGCCAGUGUCUGAUUCAGCUGCAGCCAGGACGGCGUUACCUCAUAUCUGUGAGAGCGGUCAACAUCGGUGGGCCCAGUGACAGGAGUGACGUUGUUACUGUCUCUACAACAGGUACAUUCUUCCAUCUCUUGGAGUACACUGCCCACCCUUGUCUGUCCAUCUCUGAAGAUGGGUUCACCAUGUUUUAUGGAGACGAGGAGCUGCCCAUCAGUGCUAUGGCCUUAGAUGAUAACACCUUUGCCAGGUGUGUAGCUGUCUUGGGCGAUCUGAUCCCAGUGCGAGGCAGACAUUACUGGGAAGUCGAGGUCGAUGAUGGGACUGAAUUUAGGAUUGGAGUAGCGUACGAGGACACGGAGAGAAACUCGUACCUCGGAGCCAACAACACUUCCUGGUGUAUGAGACACAUUCUCACGCCAACCAGGCAUAAAUAUGAGUUCCUGCACAACGGCUGCAGUCCUGACCUGAGGAUUACAGUGAACCCGGUGAGGAUAGGAGUGGCCCUCGACUACGACCGGGGGACUCUGUCCUUCUUUAAUGUGGAUCUGGAACAACACCUGCACACCUUUCAAUCCCACUUCAGAAAUUACGUGCACCCCUGCUUUAGCCUGGACAACCCAGGAGCUCUAACUGUACACAAUGCCAUAGAAGCUCCUGAGUACACAUUUAUCUAAACACCAGAUAUCACAUUGAAGAUGAAUGGGAGAUUAAGCCCAGGAGGUCCAAAGGUCUCAGCGUCAUCUUCAUGAACGUAAACAUUGUGUUGAUUCAAAGUCAAAUAUCUGCUGACCGUGCACAGUGGUAUAAAAUGUGUGAGAACUAGACAAUGAAGGAUUUUCAGUUGCUUUUAUUAUAAUAUUCCAUGGGAACAGGCAUACACCAUUUUCCAAGAUAAGAAAAAGUUUCAUUGAAUUUUACAAUAUGUAUUUAUCUCAUCAGAGCCUGCAGCAGACCAAGUGUUUCAAUCCAAAAAAUAAUACGGGCUUGUUUUUGAAAAGCAGAAGGUGCUUUGAAGAAUGAAAUAAAGUGUUUAAAAUGAA
This is a messenger RNA of Notolabrus celidotus (New Zealand spotty), 2652 nucleotides long. RefSeq names its product fibronectin type III and SPRY domain-containing protein 2. The record is from RefSeq and is a predicted model, not a curated record. Bases 409 to 2286 code for a protein of 625 amino acids. The transcript has 13 exons. Gene Ontology annotation, molecular function: protein binding. Lineage: Eukaryota; Metazoa; Chordata; Actinopteri; Labriformes; Labridae.